CACAUCUUCACAAAGAAGCUGCUUUCUUUCACCGUCACUUGAUCUGUUUGUGUUCUCUUUGUUCUCAAACUCAUAUAUUCUUUUAUAUAAUCCCUUCCUUCUUGACUUUUCCUUGAUCGAUAGAUCUCAGUUUGGUUCUUUUCUCCUUCCCUAUUUGAAAUGUAAAUUACAAAACUCUUGAAUAAAAAAAUAGAGCUUUGGAGUGAUAGGCAUUGAAAAUAUGGCUACUUUAACUGAACCAUCAUCAUCUUUAAGUUUCACGUCUUCUCAUUUCUCUAACGUCUCAAUUGGGUCUAACAUCCAUAUCUCAUCAAGCUCAGCUUCUAAUCUCGAAGUUGUUAGUCUAACAAAACUCAGCUCCAAUCUCGAGCAGCUUCUCAGUAGCCCAGACAGUAGUGAUUACACAGACGCCGAGAUCAUUGUCGAUGGUGUUCCCGUUGGUGUUCACAGAUGCAUUCUGGCUGCAAGGAACAAGUUUUUCAAGGAACUAUUCAAGAAAGACAAGAAAAGUUCCAAGAUUGAGAGGAGACCAAAGUACCAUUUGAACGAAGUGUUGCCUUCUUACGGAGCUGUUGGGCAUGAAGCCUUUGUUUACUUCCUGAGUUAUAUCUACACCGGGAGGUUAAAACCGUUUACUUUGGAGGUUUCCACUUGUGUUGACUCAGUCUGUGCUCAUGACUCUUGCACACCUGCUAUUGGUUUCGUCGUUGAGUUGAUGUAUGCUUCUUCUCUUUUCCAAGUGCCUGAGCUUGUUUCUUCUUUUCAGAGGCGGCUUUGUAACUUUGUGGAGAAGUCUCUAGUUGAGAAUGUUAUUCCUAUUCUUUUGGUUGCAUUCCAUUGUAAGUUGACUCAGCUUCUUGAUCAAUGUAUUGAGAGAGUGGCAAGGUCAGAUCUCUACAUGUUCUGUAUUGAAAAGGAGGUUCCCUUAGAAGUAGCUGAGAGAAUCAAACAGAUUCGUCUCAAGUCCCCUCAACAAGAAGAGGAUGACAGUCCCAAGGUUCCAGAUAAAACGCUUGAGAGAGUUGGAAAAAUCCUCAAGGCGUUGGACUCAGAUGACGUUGAGCUUGUGAAGCUUCUUCUGACCGAGUCAGACAUCACUCUAGAUGAAGCCAACGGUCUGCAUUACUCGGUUGUGUAUAGUGAUCCCAAAGUUGUUGCUGAGAUUCUUGCUCUCGGUUUAGGUGAUGUCAACCACAGAAACUCGCGUGGUUACACGGUUCUUCAUUUCGCUGCCAUGCGUAAAGAGCCUUCCAUCAUCAUAUCUCUUCUUAAGAAAGGCGCCAAUGCGUCUGCUUUCGCGUCUGAUGGACGCAGUGCGGUUAAUAUAUGUAGGAGACUGACAGCUCCAAAGGAGUAUCAUACCAAGACGGCGAAAGAGAGGGAAGCUAGCAAAGCGAGGCUGUGCAUAGAUCUUUUGGAAAGAGAGGUUAGGAGAAACCCUAUGGUUGCUGAGACGCCCAUGUGCUCCUCCCUUUCUAUGCCUGAAGAUCUCCAAAUGAGACUGUUAUACUUAGAAAAGAGAGUGGGUCUUGCUCAGCUGUUCUUUCCAACAGAAGCUAAUGUGGCUAUGGACAUUGCUAAUGUAGAAGGUACAAGCGAGUUCACUGGUCUUCUUCACCCGCCUUCAAAUGGGCUAACCGGAAACUUGAGUCAGGUUGAUUUAAACGAAACUCCUCAUAUGCAAACCAAACGGCUCCUUACUCGUAUGGAGGCUCUAAUGAAAACAGUAGAGACUGGUAGAAGGUAUUUUCCAUAUGGCUCAGAGGUUUUAGACAAGUACAUGGAGGAGUACAUAGACGAUGACUUGCAUAGUGAGAAAGGAUCUCCGCAGGAGAGAAGAUUGAAGAGAAUGAGAUAUAGAGAGCUUAAGGAUGAUGUCCAAAAGGCAUAUAGCAAAGACAAAGAGUCUAAGAUUGGGCGGUCUUGUCUUUCUGCUUCGUCAUCUCCUUCUUUAAGAGAUGGUCUGGACAACUCAACAUGAAACUGUACUAUUAUAUAAGUUGAAUGUGAUUAGAUAUCUUUGUUGGAAAGGUAUAAUAUCAAAUUAGGUUUAGUUUUAAUAAAGAUGAUGGGUAGUUUAGUUGUACAACAGUAAAAGAUAGGAAUGCUCGUUAACCAAAACAUUCUAACUACAUGCAACCUUUUGUUUUAAAUAAAUUUGGUAUAUACUUAUA
Raphanus sativus (radish) is the source of this 2174-nucleotide messenger RNA. RefSeq names its product regulatory protein NPR3. Gene Ontology annotation, biological process: systemic acquired resistance, salicylic acid mediated signaling pathway; defense response to bacterium; defense response to fungus. Bases 221 to 1981 code for a protein of 586 amino acids. Gene Ontology annotation, molecular function: protein binding. The transcript is spliced from 4 exons. The record is from RefSeq and is a predicted model, not a curated record. NCBI's taxonomy places the organism in Eukaryota, Viridiplantae, Streptophyta, Magnoliopsida, Brassicales, Brassicaceae. Gene Ontology annotation, cellular component: nucleus.